AUGGAGGCAGAACCAAAAGAUCUCACUAUUCUAAGAGGACUGCAGCAGCUAGAGUGGAUCGGGAGAAUAUUACCAGUGCUUGACGGCUUCAGCCUGGAGAGCCGCCGUCCCGGCUGCGGCACCUGGGAGAAGGCAGCCUGUAGAGUCCGGUGGCCCCAGCGUGCCGUGGCCUCGGGGAGUGGGAAGUGGAGGCAGGAGCCCUCCUUACCCUUCGCCAUGAGUUUCCUGAUCGACUCCAGCAUCACGAUUACCUCCCAGGAUCUUAGUGCAACAUUGCUGUGCAAACUUGGACCAGGGCAGAGUGAGAUAGCAGAGGAGCUGUGCCAGCGUCUACAGCGAAAGGAAAGGAUGCUGCAGGACCUUCUAAGUGAUCGAAACAAACUAGUGGUGGAACAUGAAAUGGAGAUUCAAGGCCUGCUUCAGUCUAUGAGCACCAGGGAGCAGGAAAGCCAAGUAAGGAUUAAUAAGAUAGUGCAAGCCUUAAUGGAAAGAAAUUCAGAAUUACAGGCCCUGAGCCAAUAUUUAGGAGGGAGAGACUCCCUGAUGUCCCAAGUACCCAACUCUAACCAACAAGCUGAAGUUACCUCCAGUGGCCCCUGCUCUGGAGAAAAGACUGAUCAAGGUUCAAUGCAGAUACCUUCCAGAGAUGGUAGCACUUCACUGACUGCCAAAGAGGAUGCCAGCAUACCCAGAUCCACAUUAGGAGACUUGGACACAGUUGCAGGGCUGAAAGAAGAACUGAGUAAUGCCAAAGCGGAACUUGAACUCAUGGCUAAAAAAGAAAGAAAAAGUCAAUUGCUGCUGAUGCUAGAAGGACUAGUAGAUGAACGGAGUCGGCUCAAUGAGGCCUUACAAGCAGAGAGACAGCUGUAUAGCAGUCUGGUGAAGUUCCAUGCCCAUCCAGAGAGCUCUGAGAGAGACCGAACUCUGCAGGUGGAACUGGAAGGGGCUCAGGUGUUACGCAGUCGGCUAGAAGAAGUUCUUGGAAGAAGCUUGGAGCGCUUAAACAGGCUGGAGACCCUGGCCGCCAUUGGAGGUGGGGAACUGGAAAGUGUGCGAAUUCAUCACAAGCAUGCCUACUGAGCACUGGCGGGUCAGACUGCAGCCCAGGAUGGAAAACCUUGUUUGCACUAACCAGAAAGAUCCUUGUCUGACUUUGACAGAAUUAAAUGGUGACUUACUAAUGAUGGAACUGGUACAAGUAGCAUCAACUACAAAGUUAAACUCACUUUAGUCUACAUGGAUCUCACUGUACAUGCAUAUUCCUAAAUUGAAUGGUGGAGGUUGCAAAAUAUAUUUGCACAUUUUAAAUCAUUCUGUUUUAGUUUUUCCACUUUUAUUCAUUCUUAUCCCUAGCCCCUUCUCAUUCCCUCAUCCCUUCUGUGGGCCAAUAAAGUUUAUUCUUCCCCCACUUUCACAAUCCAUUUCAUAUGUUCCAUAUCAUAUCAUAAAUGCAUGUGUGUGUAUUAUUUUUGCCUUUCAGUCAACUCCUCUUUGAGUGAGAGCAUUUUUUAAAUCAAAAGAAUGCCUAUUUUAAGAUGAGAGAGUGGGAAAAAGAUUGAGAGUCUAUAAGAAUGACUUCGUAAAAGUGAUAUAAUCCUUAUCAGAAGGUAAUCAAAACCAGAGGAGUAGUCUUGUAAUAGUAGACUGCAAGUAUUGAGAAGGCCAAGUUAAAGAACAGAGGCAAAAGCUGUGAAAGUGAUCAUAGUAAACUUUUAUCUCCAAUACUGUCUCAGAGUUGACUGUUGUACACAAGUGAAAUUAGAUUAGGUACAGAUUUAAAUUCUAUUUAAAAUUUGUUCUUUAUUGAUACCUUUAGGUUUCUUUAAACCAAAGUCAUGCUAUUUAGUCAGAACAUGACUUCCAGAAUGGUCUUCCAGAGUCAGAAUUCUUUGUCUACAAAGAUCAUUUCAAAUGUAGUAUCCCUUUUUACAUUCAGUGUUUCACCAAAUAACUCAUUAUAGCCAAAGGAGGGUAUUGCAUCUUCCAUUUGUGGCACUAGAUAGGGUCCUAAGUUUUUCACUAUUUAGUAUGUAUACAUUUCUCCAUAUAAAAAGAAGUAAUCAGCUUCAGGCUUUGAAGUGUUUGAAUAGUUUAAAAAGAAAUGUUACAGAUGUAUGUUUAUAGCUUUAAUCAUUAUCUCAAUGCUUGCUUGUGGCAACAUGACAGGUAUAAGGAGAGGGGCACUGGAAAUUGUAUUUCUGAUGUCUUGACAGUCAAGAGUGUGAAAAAUAACCAAGAUUGCUUUGCAGCUUUGUGGGUUCAACAUCAUGAAUUUGUUUUUAUUUCCUCUGGUUUUAAGUUUCCUAGGUUAGAUGCUGAGGUUUCAGUUACUUUAAACAUGGAAUUGGGGAACAGCUUUGUAGCAUAAUAAAUGUGACCGAAUACCCUUUCUAAACUAAGUGGGGCACAAUGAUUUUUUUCCUUCCAUUAUUUUUUACAUGACAUUUUAGUUCUUUCACAUGUUGACAUGGCUUGUAUUACAUUCUAAAUUUCAUCUGUUUCUCUAACUUUAGCUGUGUCUAUAACAGGUAGAGCGUCAGUCAAACUAGAGUGGACAGGGAGAAAAUGUUCUACUGGGGAAGCACUCUGGAAUCUUCUGAUUAAGUAAUUUGCAAAAGAUUGAUAGCCAUAAGCCUUACUCUUAAUGGAUCUGCCAUUUCAGUUUCAAUG
Molecule: messenger RNA, 2673 nt
Organism: Chlorocebus sabaeus (green monkey)
Lineage: Eukaryota; Metazoa; Chordata; Mammalia; Primates; Cercopithecidae
Source: RefSeq, a predicted model, not a curated record